This is a messenger RNA of Penicillium cinerascens, 219 nucleotides long. Its product is annotated as chitin binding peritrophin-A domain-containing protein. Gene Ontology annotation, cellular component: extracellular region. Gene Ontology annotation, molecular function: chitin binding. The record is from RefSeq and is a predicted model, not a curated record. The coding region runs from base 1 to 219 and encodes 72 amino acids. The transcript has a single exon. NCBI's taxonomy places the organism in Eukaryota, Fungi, Ascomycota, Eurotiomycetes, Eurotiales, Aspergillaceae.
AUGGCCUUCGUGCUUUUCAACUCAGCCACCGCCGCCCCGACCCCCGAGGCUGAUGGGGGCGCCGCCAUAUGGGCCGACCCUUGGGAUUGCCAUAGAUUCUUUGAAUGUCCCGCUGGCGGAUCACCGGUUCACAAGACCUGCGGCCCCGGCACCGCGUUCCAGGAAAGGACCAGCGUCUGUGACUUCGAACACCUGGUGGCUAGCUGCUGGCGUCACUAG